CGUUACCCACUGGCAACAGACUAUCUCAGCACUACAUACAGACGUAACCAACAUGUCUCGAGUAGCAGGACGAACCGACUGGGCGGAAGAAGAGGACGAAGACUCCCUCCAGCUCCCGCAGCAGCAAAUCAUCAAGAACAAAGACGGGACCGAAACGAUAAUCACUUACUCUAUCCGCGAAGAUGGCAAGAAGGUGAAGACCACCCGCCGGAUCAAGAAGACGGUCAUCAAGCAGAUCGUCAACCCACGCGUCGCGGAGCGCAAGCACUGGGAGAAGUUCGGCAGCGACAAGGGGAAGCCCCCGGGUCCACAGACCGACACCACCAGCGUCGCAGAGAAUAUCGUAUUCAGGCCAGUCUCGAACUGGAAAGCGAGCACCGAAGACAAGAACGAGACCGAGAAGAAAAAGGCCAGCCUGAAGGAGGCCAAGAUUAAGUGCAGAAUCUGCAGCGGAGACCACUUCACGACGAAAUGUCCGUUCAAGGAUACCAUGGCACCCGAAGGAGAGGCAACACCCGCUGAUAUGCCCGACGAUGCGCCACAGGUGGGAGCUGCUGGUGCUGGCUCCGGCAGCUACGUGCCUCCGCACCUGCGAGGCCGGGGCGGCGCUGGUGAAAAAAUGGGCGGCAAAUUCGACAGGGACGACUCUGCGACUCUCCGUGUCACGAAUGUCUCCGAAUUCGCCGAGGAACAGGACCUACGCGACAUGUUCUCGCGGUACGGGCACGUUACUCGUGUCUUCUUGGCAAAGGACCGCGAAACAGGGAGGGCGAAAGGUUUCGCCUUUGUUAGCUACGCAGAUCGGACAGAUGCGGCAAGAGCGUGUGAGAAGAUGGAUGGAUACGGUUUCGGUCAUCUCAUCUUGCGCGUCGAGUUUGCAAAGAAGCCCAACUAGUGGUUGCUACAGAAGUAAGUACUAUACCUACAAUUUAGUCACGGUGGUUAUUCGGCAUUCGUGGUUGCAUGGCGUUAAAGGACAUGGCAGAAUGGUUUGGCCAACAGGUAGACCUGUUCUCAAUAGAGAAAAGCAUCUGCAUUCAUAAUGGAAAUCAAUGCAUUCCUUAGGGAAACGACAGGAGUUCAAGGGUUCAAGAGAAGCAACCAACUACCCAAGGUUCC
Messenger RNA from Trematosphaeria pertusa, 1119 nucleotides. RefSeq names its product eIF-3 RNA-binding subunit. Gene Ontology annotation, molecular function: translation initiation factor activity; RNA binding. The transcript is spliced from 3 exons. Bases 53 to 895 code for a protein of 280 amino acids. Lineage: Eukaryota; Fungi; Ascomycota; Dothideomycetes; Pleosporales; Trematosphaeriaceae. The record is from RefSeq and is a predicted model, not a curated record. Gene Ontology annotation, cellular component: eukaryotic translation initiation factor 3 complex; cytoplasm.